AUGGACACUAGCAUCAUCGGACCUGUCACCGUCAUGGAGAGCUUCAUCAAUCAAUUUGGGCAACACUCUUCAGCCGUUCACGGUAUUCUCGUUUCUUGUAUUCUGCUCUGUGCCGCCUUCGGCUCUCUGUUCGCUGGCAGACUCGCGGACCGUCUGGGCCGCCCAAAAGCAAUGGCGUUCGGCGCAGCAGUCUUCACCGUCGGAACAGUACUGGAGGCCGCCGCAUCAGAGCUCUCAAUGUUUGCCGUAGGAAGAGUCAUCGAGGGCAUCGGCUACGGCCUCUACUUCAGCACGCAGACCGUCUAUAUCUGUGAGAUUGCACCACCGAAAGCCCGAGGACCCCUCACCUCUGGCCCGCAAUUCAUGACAUGCGUUGCGCUGGUAGCCGGGUACUUUAUCAGCUAUGGUACAGUCAAUAUACCAGGCUCGCUUUCAUGGCGACUGCCAUUCAUCGUCACUGCCGUGAUGGCCUUGUUCUACCUGCUGAUCAAUCUGUUUCUCCUGCCGGAAUCUCCUCGGUGGCUGAUUCGACGUCGCAAUUUUCGAGCCGCCGAGAAGGUGUGGGAUGCCUUGGAGGUUAGGCACGAGGAUCGGGAGGUUGAUGAUCGUGCUGCGAUCGCUGAUUCAACUCUGUUAUACCGGGCUCAUCAUCACAGUCAAAUCCACCUGCAACGGGAGAAGGCAAACCACAUGUCAGCUUUCGAAGUCUAUGGACUCGGGAGGUGCGGAAGCAGACAUUUUGGCAGUGUUUUUGAUGGGUUUCCUCCAGCUAUGCGGCAUCGAUGCUCCUCGAGCAUUCCUGCAACGCUGCUGGCUGAUAAAUGGGGCCGUCGCACCAGCACCCUGGUAGGAGGAGUGGGCUUGACGGCGCUUAUGAUUCUCAUUGGCAGCCUCUACGCCGGCCAUGCGGUUUUCUCCACGCACGGGGCUGGUCGUUGGGUAGUCAUCGUCUCCAUCUACCUGUACUGCAUUGUGCAAGCUACAACCUGGGGCAUCAGUAUCAAGGUGUGGGCACCAGAAAUUCAACCCCAGCACACGCGUGCUCAGGCGAUCAGUCUCGCUUAUGGCGCGAACUGGGUCUGCAAUUUCUUCGUCGCCUUUGUCUGCCCGAUUCUCCUGGACAAAAGCAUCCCAAGCGCCUAUUUUCUCUUCGGUGGCUGCACUGCCGUUGCGACCGUUGUAAGCUUCUUUUAUAUGGUCGAAACAAAGGGAAAGACCCUAUCGGAGAUCGAGCGCGAGUUCAAAGCGCGGAUUCCGGCCGUCCCCGCGGUUAUCCCCAUGGUGAGACUGUCGCAUGCGGACCAUGGAAGCAAGGCCGCCUGA
Molecule: messenger RNA, 1323 nt
Organism: Aspergillus fischeri NRRL 181
Lineage: Eukaryota; Fungi; Ascomycota; Eurotiomycetes; Eurotiales; Aspergillaceae
Product: putative MFS transporter
Exons: 3
Coding region: 1-1323 (440 amino acids)
Biological process (GO): transmembrane transport; carbohydrate transport
Cellular component (GO): membrane
Molecular function (GO): carbohydrate:proton symporter activity
Source: RefSeq, a predicted model, not a curated record